Molecule: messenger RNA, 648 nt
Organism: Paramecium primaurelia
Lineage: Eukaryota; Ciliophora; Oligohymenophorea; Peniculida; Parameciidae
Source: the annotation of a GenBank genome assembly
AUGUAAAAAACUCAGCCAGUUAGCAGAGAUUCUUAGAUCUUUGAGACCUUAAAUUAUAAAGAUGGUAUAAGAUGAUAUAUUCAAUCUCUAGAUUCAAUUCAAGUGUAAGAUCUAGAUUUUUUUGGACCUUGGCAUAAAUAAAACAAUUCAAUAUAAUAAUAAAUUGCUUAGAUUAGAAAAACUUAUACAUCCUCAACUAAUCAUAUUCAAAAUGAAAUAAUAGAACGACCAGAAACUCAAAAUUCGUAGGUUAGAAUGAUAAAUACAUCAUUUCCUAAUAAAAGAAGAAAAACCAGAAAAAUAUCAAUUGAUUAAUCUAGUUAAUUUAUUGAAAAACCUAAAUAUAAUGAAUCUCGUUAAGUAUAAAAAAUUAUUUAAGAUUUCUUUAUUGAUGAAAAUAAGGAAAAGAAAAAAAAGUAAAGAAACUAUGCUUUUUUUAUCCCUUAAGCUUCAAAAUCUAAUAAUAAUACAAAAUGCAAUGGUUCUUCUUUUUAAACAACUCAAGCAUAUUUUGAUGUAAAUUUCUUCAUUAAACUAAGAGAAAAUAGCUCUAAAAAUGUUAAAAUUGAUACCUAAUCUAUAGAAAUAACCAUCAAAAUCGAUUAAAACCUUAAAAAAUGUAAACCUCAAAUAAAAACUUAUUCUUGA